Molecule: messenger RNA, 4785 nt
Organism: Prorocentrum cordatum
Lineage: Eukaryota; Dinophyceae; Prorocentrales; Prorocentraceae
Source: the annotation of a GenBank genome assembly
AUGGCAGGGCGGCUCCUCGGCGCUGGCGCGCAGUGGGCUGCGGCCAUCAGCGGACAGGCGCUGGGCACCUGGCUGGGCGGGACCAGCCAGGGGCACGGGUGCGAGUGCUCCUGCCACUUCGAGACCUCGCCAGACGAGGCGCUGAUCGGGCUGCUCAAGGGGCAGCUGGACAGGGCGUUGGAGAGCCUAUCGAUCGGGUGCAGGGUCCUCGCCUACUACGAUCGCGACGACAACUACUGGCAUGAAAGAUAUAUCAUCGGAAAGGUUACCGACACGCGCUUCAUUGUGGUCACCCCACACUUCGACAUCUACGAGGAGGACUUCUCGGAGAGUCUCGCUCUCUGCCUCAUCGGCCCCCGAGGGGGGCUGCCCACCAAGCUCAAUGGGCACGUCCUGCGCCUGGACAUGGACAGGUUCAGACGCAACGAGGCGCGACUUCUCGGGGAGGGCCGUCAGCUGGCCAAGGAGAUCCGCGAGGAGCGGGCUGGCUACAGACCCGGAGACGAGGUCGGGCUGCGGCAGCCCGAGGUCGUGCUGGGCGACCGUGGCGUCUGCGAGCUCACCGACGGCACCGCGCUGGCCGUGGCCAAAGAGGGGACGCUGGAGAGCACCGCCACGCCACGGGCGACAGCCGAGCAGGACUUGCGAACGCUUCCUGUCAGGUACGACGCGCGUGGCAUCCGCGGCAGAGACUUCACCGAUGCGGUGGAUCGGAUGUCCUCGACCGCCAUGCCCGACUGGCCUAUCAAGGGCCCCCGCACGACCCUGUGGCUGGUGCAGCAGUUCAGGCGGCUCGGUCAGACACCCUUGCAGCGGCAUCAGUGGUGGCGCCAGACUCAGAACCUCACGGCAGCGGAUGCAGGCGUUGACGAGCAUCAGUUCUUGUCGGAGCUCCUCGAGAUGGGGGCUCAAACGGACCAGCUUAAUGAAGGUGAGCUGGCAGUGUACGAGACGGUCGCGAGGCGCUACCAGCUCUGGGAGGAGAUCUACGCCAACAGGCUGCGCGAGCACGAGAGCGGUGCGCUGCGCAGCUCAGGGAGUUCGGCGUGGCUGGAUGAGCGCGAGAUCUUCCUGGGCCAGGAGCGGGGCAGAGGAGGAGCGCUCGUCUGCCCUGAGCUGCAGACCUGGGUGGCGGAGCGCCUCCAGGCCGAGGCAGCGGUGCUCAAGGAGCGCCGCAAGGGUCGCGAGGAGAAGAUCCUGGCUCGCGGUAAGUGGCUUGGUCGCCCGCCUGCCCCCGAGCGGUCGACUAUUUUCAAGGGGAGGCGCCGCGUGGGCGCUAUGUUUUCUGAUGAGGACGUCGGAGGCCGUCAUCGAGACCUUCUGCCGAUUCCUGUUGGCGCAGAGCUUCGUUCCUUGCUCAGUGGUGAAGGCGCAUGGGGCACCUCUCCAUCGGCGAAGCGGAGAUCAGCCACAAGGAGGCGGCAGGACCAGUGGCUUCUCGAGGGCAUCGCCUCCCUCAAUGAGCUGGGCGGGCAGGGGCGACAGGUGCCCAGCCACGCCCCGCUGACGGCGGCCCAACGUGUUGCCGUGCGGCGGCUGGCCUCGCUUUACGGCAAGUGGUCUCCGCCCGUUGAUCGUCCAAGUCCCCAUGCGGCAUGGUCGUUGCUGCAGGGUCUCAGGCCUGGCUACUCUGAAGCCGAGGCCGCAGGUGCUCGAACAGUCUACCAGCGGGGGAACAUCUCGCUUCCCAAGAUCGGCGCUGGCAAGGUCCCCCUCGUGGACGUCCUUCCUGCUGAUCUGCAAUCCAAGCUGGAGUCUGGGCGCGGGCUGUUGCGUUCCCCUGAGGAGGCAGCAGCGCUAAUUCGUGAUGCAGGUGCUCCUCGCGCCAUGGAUCCAAAGCUGGGCCGCCUGGGCUACGACUAUGGCCACGCGCUGGGCGAGCUCUUCGCCUCGGGGGUCAUCGAGUGCAGCUCAGAGCCGGUGCUCGAAGAGGCGGGCAUGUUCUUCGUCGCCCGCAAGGAUAAGCGGCUGCGUCUCAUCUGCGACACCAGGACUCCCAACAUGCACUUCACUGUUCCUAACCACACCGCCCUUGCGACGGGCGAGGCUCUCUCCUCGCUGGAGGCGUCGGGGGUGAACUUCAUCGGCAUGAGUUCUGGAGAUGUUGACUGCUGUUUCUAUCAAUACUCACUUCCGCCCUGGUGUAGGCGCUACUUCAACCUGCCGACUAUUCAGAGUCGCUUCUUGCCGCUCGAGGUCAGGAACGCCUGUGGGUUGUCAGGGAAGAGCGGCCAGGUCCGUUUUCGUUUCAAGGUCGUGCCGAUGGGCUGGAACUGGGCCGUUCACUUCAUCCAGGAGGCUCACCUCCACAUCGUCAAGUCAGUUUUGCCGUCCCAGCCGUGGUGCGUGGACAAGCACCCGGGGAUAGACCUGAGCGUGGAGGACGCCAAGGUUUUGUAUAUCGACAAUUUCGCCGUGCUGUCUGCCUCGCCCCAGCGCGCUGCCCAGGCCGCCUAUGACAUGAAGGCGGCACUCGCGGCCAAGGGAGUGGUGUCCGAGUUGGACCCCCAGGCCAGCGAGGUGGGCGAGCUGCUCGGGUGCGAGCUUGACCUUCGCACAGGCUGCUGGCAGGUGUCUGGCCGCCGUCUGUGGCGCCUGUAUGGCGCGCUCGAACACCUUCUCUCCCGGAGAGUCAAGGUCUCGGGCCAGGAGCUGGAGCGCCUGAUUGGUCACAUCGUGGCAGCGUUCAUGCUGCGGCGUGAAGGUCUGGCUUUGCUUCAUUCUUCGUACGAGUUCGUGCAGGCCUCCUACACCAAGCGGCAGCCCCUCUGGAAGAGCGUCCUCCGCGAGCUGGGCUGGGUCAAGGCGCUCCUGCCCUGCCUCAGGUCGGACACCAGACGGCCCUGGUCGGAGCUCGUCACGUGCUUCGACGCCUCCCCUUGGGGGUAUGGAGUCGUCGAGACCGAGUGGGACCUGGGCGACGUGCAGCGCGUGGGGAGGGUGUCUGAGCGCGCCCGCUUCAGAGGCGUGCUCGCGACCGAGGGCGCGCCUCGCGAGAGGGCGUUCGAGCACGAGGUCGCCUGCGCGCCCGACCCCGCCCUGCUGCUCGUCGGGCGCGCCACCCGCUUUCCGGAGGUCAGCCACAGCACGCUGCAGUCCAGGACCUGGCGAGUGGUAGGCUGCGGAAGGUGGAAGCGGAAGGAAGCCAUCCACGGGCUCGAGGGCGCCGCCCUUACCUGGGCCGUGAGGCGGGCCGGCAGAGAUGCGCGUCAGCACGGCGCCCGCAGGCUUUUUCUGGGCGACAACAUGUCUCUCACCCUUGCGGCUGCAAAGGGUCGAGCGGCUAAUCAUCGUCUUCUGGGAGUCUGUCGUGUGCUGCUUGCUGUGGGUAUUGCCGCCGAUCUUAAAAUCCAGGUGAGGUGGAUUCCGUCCGAGUGGAACCCAAGUGAUGCACCCUCCCGUCGCUUUCAGCCCAAGCCUCGUGGCCCCGACGGGGUCCCCGCGGCUGCCGACGCCGGGCGGGAUGGAGGUGGCGACGCUGCAGGCAAAGCUGCCGACGCCGGCGAGCCCAGCGAGGCGGCCCCGCCCCCGCUCCGCCCUUCGCGAGCGGAGCUUGCGCAGGAGCCGUUCGCCCUGCAGCCGCACGGUGGAGCGCCUGACGGUGCAGCAGCCGCGGGGCAAUGGCAGCCCCCCUACGGGUCGCCCGCAGGCGCGGGCGCGGUGGCGCUCACCUCGUCGCCAGGCCCGCGCGGCAGGCGUCCCGGCGCUGGCUGGGCCAAGGAGCAGGCUCGUCGCGGCUGGGCGGCGCGCAAGGCAGACCUCGACCAGAGGAGGCGGCGCCUGUGCCCCCGCCAGACGCGGCUUGCGGCGGCCAAGGUGCGCUUCGCCACGCAGCAGCUGUAUCUUGGAGCUGUCCUUGGUCUGGUUCGCUGGCUGUGUCUGGGCUGCCUCCCGGACUGGAGCCGCCAGACCUGGGACGAGACCCUCGCCGAGUACAUCGAGUCGAUCUACGACAGGGGGGGCUCGAAGGCGUCGACGCAGCGGCUGGCCCCAGCACUGUUGUGGGCGGAGCCCCACCUGCAUACGGCUGGUAUCCGCGAAGUCUUCCCGCUGACCCACCAGACGCUGCGAGGAUGGGGGGUGCUGGAGCCCUCCAAGUCCAGGCCGCCCGUGCCGUACCUCGUGAUGCUGGCGGCGGCAACCUGGCUGUGCCAAGCUGGAAAACCGUUGAGCGCCCUCGCCAUCGUGAUAAUGUUCGAGACCUACAUGCGCCCGUCGGAGGUUCUGGCUUUGCGAGCCCGCCAGGUGGUGCUCCCCCUUCCGGAGGAAGGUGGCGCCUCAGCCUUUCUGACCUUUGUGGUGCGAGCAUCGGAGUACGAGGUCCCCACAAAGACCAACGAGUACGACCUCUCAGUGCCCCUCGACCUCCAGAGGCAACAGUGGCUGGUGAAGCCGAUCUCCUUCGUUCAAGCCCUUCGCGAGCCCGACGCGCUGUUCCUGGGCCUGAGCUACACAGAGCUGGCGGAGGACUUCCAGAGCGCGAUCGAGGCUCUGGAUGUGGGUGUACUCAGGCCCACCCUCUACUCCCUCCGGCAUGGAGGGGCCAGCCAGGACCGCAGCAUGGGCGUCAGAAGCUUAGGCGGCGUCCAGCAGCGCGGGGGAUGGAAGACGUUCAAGUCAGUGCUCAGGUACGAGAAGCAUGGCCGUCUGUCCCUCGAGCUUCGCAAGCUGUCGUCCAGGCAGCGCGAGGCCCUGCGAGCCAGAGGACGGGACUGCGCGCUCGCCUUCAACAAGUCCUUAGUGCUGCACUUCGCUCCGCACCGCACCAGUCCCGUGUAUGCAUAG